Molecule: messenger RNA, 876 nt
Organism: Camelina sativa (false flax)
Lineage: Eukaryota; Viridiplantae; Streptophyta; Magnoliopsida; Brassicales; Brassicaceae
Source: RefSeq, a predicted model, not a curated record
AGAUUUGUUGAAGUAGUCCAUCUAAAUAUUUUUUUUUUUCCUUAAAGUUCUUUGAUGAGUUAAGAGUUUAUCUUAUUAAUAAUUAAACAUGAUUUAGAGAUUUAUAAGUAUGAUUUGGAGCAUCGAGUGCAGGUCUAAUAUAGCUUUUAAGCUUGAAUCUUCUCAUUACGCUCCAUAAAGUGAAAACAAAGAAAAUAUGGCGACUGUGCGAAUCUCUUCUUCGACUAGCGUGACCAAGGCGGUUCUUAGAAGUCAGCCAACUAACAAGCUCAUUACCAACAAGAACUUAUCAGUUGGAUCAACCAACAAGGUUUCGAGAUCUUUUGGUUUAAAAUGCUCAGCCAACUCUGGUGCCACGAUGUCAGCUGUAUACAAGGUCAAGCUCUUAGGACCUGAUGGUCAAGAAGAUGAGUUCGAGGUGCAAGACGACCAGUACAUCUUGGAUGCAGCUGAAGAGGCUGGAGUUGACUUGCCUUACUCUUGCAGAGCCGGUGCGUGUUCCACUUGCGCCGGUCAGAUUGUGACUGGCAAAGUUGACCAGUCUGAUGGUUCGUUUCUCGAGGAUAGUCACAUGGAGAAGGGUUAUGUCUUGACCUGUGUGGCUUACCCGCAGUCGGACUGUGUGAUCCAUACCCACAAGGAAACUGAACUCUUCUAAGUUCGGAUCUCUUAUUUGGUAAUGAUGAUGAAAAUUGUUAUUUGAGUGGUCUUUUUUAGUUAUUAUUAUCAGUUUCCUUCUACGGAUUUGUGUGGUUUUAAGGUAUGCAUUUGUAUGAAAAUGACUCGAGAUAUGCCUUUUAGUGUUCAUGAAUCGUCACCGGGUCGCAACUGGUUAAUAAAAUGGUUCAGUUGUGAGAAAAUCACUGAUAUUAUCUC